GGGAAAGCGAGGAAAAAUAAAAUAAACCCAGUAAAAUAGGCAGUCGGCAGACCACGGGCCCCUUCGUCCACCUCCGGCCGAGCAGUGCCGACUGCCGCCACCUCUGAAAAACCCUAGCAAAAAAAAAAAAAAACAUUGCCCAAUCCAAAUCCCCAUUCCCUCCACUCCCAAAAUUUCGAACUCCGAAUCGAAGCUAUCAUGUGCGAGCGCUCACCUACCCCACGUUGACUAGAAGAACCGUCCGACUUCAACUUCCCAAUUUUGCCUCCAAAAAAUUCAAAAUAUUAUUCGACCCCGCCGCCAUCCCGUCCGCCCUACAAAUCCCGCCAGCAUGCGCUCCAUGUUCGCCACUAGGUCGCUUCUCGCCGCUGCCGCCUCCGCCCCCACCGUCCUCCGCGCCAGCGCUUUCCCAUCGCGUUCGCUGCUCCUCUCUCUGCCUUUCCCUCGGGGUCGUGCUGCCAGAAAUAUGCUUGGCGCGGCGAGGUCGAUCUCUUCGGCCGCCCCGUCGCGAGUCGGAGGCCGUGCGGCUAUGGAGGUCCGGGCGGCUCAGUCCGGCGAGAUCCAUGUCAUCGUGGGCCCCAUGUUCGCCGGCAAGACCACCGCGCUCCUCCGCCGGGUCCAGGCCGAGGCCGGCAACGGGAGGAGCGUGGCACUAAUAAAGUCCGACAAAGACAACCGCUAUGGAUUGGAUUCUGUUGUGACUCAUGACGGUACAAAGAUGGCGUGCUGGGCCUUGUCAGAACUGUCAAGUUUUCAUGACAAAUUAGGAAUUGAGGCCUAUAAUAAGGUAGAUGUUAUAGGUAUCGAUGAGGCCCAAUUCUUCGACGAUCUUUAUGAUUUCUGCUGCAAAGCUGCAGAUCGUGAUGGAAAAAUUGUAGUUGUUGCUGGCCUAGAUGGUGACUACAAACGGAGAAAGUUCGGUUCAAUUCUUGAUAUUGUUCCUCUGGCUGACUCGGUCACCAAGCUAACAGCACGCUGUGAGCUAUGUGGUCGCCGGGCGUUCUUUACACUGAGGAAGACGCAGGAAACCAAGACUGAACUAAUUGGAGGAGCAGAUGUGUAUAUGCCUGUGUGCAGGCAGCACUACAUGGAUGGGCAGAUUGUUAUUGAGGCCACAAGGAUUGUGUUGGACCUUGACAGAUCCACCGUGACGGCGAAAGCCUUGAAAUAGGCCAAUACCUGACUUCUGCAUGCAGAUUUGCAGUGUGUAACGAUUUAUUUAUGAUGACAUUGGUUGCUGUCGAGUGUUGAAGACGCACACCAGUUGGUGAAAAGCUGUUGGCCUUGAGAUGCUGCCACCAGCGAGGGAAGCCAAAUGAGUUGAUCCCACAAAGUACUGUUGAGAAGUUUGUAAAUAUCUAACAGUGUUUGGGUUUAAAAUGCGGACAUGUAUCGCUUUUCUUAUGCAAUUGGCAUUGUCAUUUUUAUUAAGCAAUCAGAUGCUUGGAAUCAGCUGUACGAAUUUGUACCACAAAGGAAUUGCAUUCAAGUUUGAAAGUAAACUAAGGCUAUCUCCAUCAUGUAAAUGGAUGUGUAAAGUACUGUUUUUCACUGUAGAUCGUACUGAUUGUAGAGUGUGUAAUUUGAAAUGGAGAUUGAGACA
Zea mays is the source of this 1603-nucleotide messenger RNA. Its product is annotated as thymidine kinase. Gene Ontology annotation, biological process: thymidine metabolic process. The record is from RefSeq and is marked validated. Bases 332 to 1171 code for a protein of 279 amino acids. Gene Ontology annotation, molecular function: ATP binding; thymidine kinase activity. The transcript is spliced from 4 exons. Lineage: Eukaryota; Viridiplantae; Streptophyta; Magnoliopsida; Poales; Poaceae.